Molecule: messenger RNA, 501 nt
Organism: Morchella sextelata
Lineage: Eukaryota; Fungi; Ascomycota; Pezizomycetes; Pezizales; Morchellaceae
Exons: 1
Coding region: 1-501 (166 amino acids)
Source: RefSeq, a predicted model, not a curated record
AUGUCUGAGAGUUAUACUGCCGAUAUCACUGUGGAGAAAGGAUGGACCUGGAAUGACAUGGAUGUGAUAUCCCUCAAAAGGGACCUCCUCCGGAUGAGAAAAGUCUUCGACAACGCUAUUGAGAGCCUGGAUAUCUCCAUCCCCGUCAUCGACUACAAGGAGCGCGAGGGGCUCUUAGAUCUCUGUGUCCACAUCCAAUCAUGGCCAUCGAUACUUGAGACCGUAACUAAGGCCGGCGAGAGCCAAAACUUGAAAAUAUGGGAGAGAAGAUACAAUUAUACUUUGCCUACGGCUGAUUUGAAUAAGGCGUAUAGGAUGACAAGAUCAUCGGCAGACGCGCUGAUGCAGAAGAUAUUACUGGAUUUGGAUGUAUACUCCAAAUCAAAUCGUCCAACUCACGAUCAUCUGGAUUUACUUAUGGCAUGUUUUGGACCGGGCAAGGGGAUAGAACACUAUUCUUCCUAUAUGUGGACGUGGUGGGUAAAUAAUCCGGUAUCUUAG